CUCCCAACUCCCGGCGCCACCGGGAGCGGCAAGAUGGCGGACGGUGACGGCUUAGGUGAAGCAGCGACUGCUGCGGCGUCUUCUCCUGCCCCUGCUCCUGGCCUGAGCCCGCCGCUGGGCUGGAGGGAGCGGCUGCGGGCCGGGCUGGCAGGCACUGGGGCCUCGCUGUGGUUCGUGGCGGGGCUGGGGCUGCUUUACGCUCUGAGGGUCCCGCUGAGGCUGUGUGAGAAUUUGGCAGCGGUGACAGUAUUUUUAAAUUCAUUGACGCCCAAAUUCUAUGUGGCACUUACAGGGACAUCUUCUUUGAUAUCAGGACUAAUAUUUAUAUUUGAAUGGUGGUACUUCCAUAAGCAUGGCACAUCUUUUAUUGAGCAAGUAUCUGUAAGCCAUUUGCGACCACUGAUGGGAGGAACAGAAGGCAGCAUUUCAGAGCCAGGUUCUCCUUCCAGCAGCAGAGAAAGUGAAACCGGCAGACAGAAUUUGUCAGAAUGCAAGGUAUGGAGAAAUCCUCUAAAUCUUUUCAGAGGAGCAGAAUAUAGGAGAUACACUUGGGUGACUGGUAAAGAGCCACUUACAUACUAUGACAUGAAUUUGUCAGCUCAGGACCAUCAGACCUUUUUCACCUGUGACACGGACUUUUUACGUCCUUCAGACACAGUUAUGCAGAAGGCAUGGAGGGAAAGAAAUCCUCCAGCUCGAAUCAAAGCAGCCUAUCAAGCUUUAGAAUUAAACAAUGACUGUGCUACUGCAUAUGUUCUACUGGCUGAGGAAGAAGCAACAACUAUUGUAGAUGCUGAAAGGUUAUUUAAACAGGCACUCAAGGCAGGAGAAACAAUUUACAGGCGGUCACAACAGUGCCAGCACCAAAGUCCUCAGCAUGAAGCUCAACUGAGGAGAGAUACCAAUGUACUAGUGUAUAUUAAAAGAAGACUGGCAAUGUGUGCAAGAAAAUUAGGAAGAAUAAGAGAAGCAGUAAAAAUAAUGAGAGAUUUGAUGAAAGAAUUUCCUCCUCUUACCAUGUUGAACAUCCAUGAAAAUCUCCUAGAAUCACUUUUAGAAUUACAGGCCUAUGCAGAUGUCCAAGCAGUUCUAGCAAAAUAUGAUGAUAUAAGCCUUCCAAAGUCAGCAGCCAUCUGUUAUACAGCAGCACUAUUGAAGACAAGGACUGUUUCAGAUAAAUUCUCUCCAGAAACAGCCUCCAGAAGAGGGUUAAGCACAGCAGAAAUUAAUGCUGUGGAAGCAAUUCAUAGAGCUGUGGAAUUUAAUCCUCAUGUUCCAAAAUAUUUACUAGAGAUGAAAAGUCUCAUUUUACCUCCAGAACACAUUCUGAAACGGGGCGAUAGUGAAGCAAUUGCCUAUGCUUUCUUUCAUCUUCAGCACUGGAAGCGAAUAGAAGGUGCUCUUAAUCUGUUACAGUGUACAUGGGAAGGCACUUUUAGAAUGAUUCCAUACCCACUAGAGAAAGGCCAUCUAUUUUAUCCUUAUCCCAGCUGCACAGAGACUGCUGAUAGAGAGCUAUUACCUCCGUUUCAUCAUGUUUCUGUUUACCCAAAGAAGGAGCUUCCUUUUUUCAUCCAUUUCACAGCAGGACUGUGUUCUUCUACAGCAAUGAUAGCUCUUCUCACACACCAGUUUCCUGAAAUCAUGGGUGUUUUUGCUAAAGCUAACACCAUGGAGAAAGUGGGAUGGGAGAGCAGAGCUGGGAGUACAAUUCAUGGUCUUGAUGACGCUAAGAAGCUCUCUCUCUCAGAAAGAGCACGCUUUAUUGGGAAGAGAGCACUGCACGUGACCAACAUAUGAAGAGAGUCGGAUGGGCAUCCUAC
This is a messenger RNA of Balaenoptera acutorostrata (minke whale), 1823 nucleotides long. It is a transcript of the gene ST7L, whose product is annotated as suppression of tumorigenicity 7 like. Gene Ontology annotation, molecular function: protein binding. NCBI's taxonomy places the organism in Eukaryota, Metazoa, Chordata, Mammalia, Artiodactyla, Balaenopteridae. The transcript has 16 exons. The coding region runs from base 34 to 1800 and encodes 588 amino acids. The record is from RefSeq and is a predicted model, not a curated record.